Messenger RNA from Elephantulus edwardii (Cape elephant shrew), 733 nucleotides. It is a transcript of the gene CCDC124, whose product is annotated as coiled-coil domain containing 124. Bases 39 to 710 code for a protein of 223 amino acids. Gene Ontology annotation, biological process: transcription by RNA polymerase II. Gene Ontology annotation, molecular function: transcription coactivator activity. The record is from RefSeq and is a predicted model, not a curated record. Gene Ontology annotation, cellular component: nucleus. The transcript has 5 exons. Lineage: Eukaryota; Metazoa; Chordata; Mammalia; Macroscelidea; Macroscelididae.
GCGACCUGCCGGCGCUGAGAGAAGGAGCUUGCCGAGGGAUGCCCAAGAAGUUCCAGGGCGAGAACACCAAGGCGGCAGCAGCCCGGGCACGGAAGGCGGAAGCCAAGGCAGCAGCCGAUGCCAGGAAGCAGAAAGAACUGGAGGAUGCGUACUGGAAGGACGAGGACAAACACGUCAUGAGGAAGGAGCAGCGUAAGGAGGAGAAGGAGAAGCGGCGCCUGGAGCAGCUGGAGCGCAAAAAGGAGACGCAGCGGCUGCUGGAGGAGGAGGACUCAAAGCUCAAGGGUGGCAAGACCUCUCGGGUGGCUGCACCCAGCAAGGUCACCCGUGCCCAGAUCGAGGAGACCCUGCGCCGAGACCUCCAGCACCGGGAGGCUCCAGAGCCAGCUGAGAAGGCCGGGAGCCACCUGGAGGUGCCACUGGAGGAGAACGUGAACCGUCGCGUGCUGGAGGAGGGCAGCGUGGAGGCGCGCACCGUGGAGGAUGCCAUCGCCGUGCUCAGCGUGGCUGAGGAGGCGGCUGACCGACAUCCCGAGCGGCGCAUGCGAGCAGCCUUCACGGCCUUCGAGGCAGUAAAUCUCCCAAGACUCAAGCUAGAGAACCCCAACAUGCGGCUGUCACAGCUGAAGCAGCUGCUCAAGAAGCAAUGGAUGCGCUCUCCUGACAACCCCAUGAACCAGCGGGCCUUGCCCUUCAAUGCCCCGAAGUGAGGGACCCAACCCUGGACUGGGGG